Messenger RNA from Ochlerotatus camptorhynchus, 6151 nucleotides. It is a transcript of the gene Oatp30B, whose product is annotated as Organic anion transporting polypeptide 30B. NCBI's taxonomy places the organism in Eukaryota, Metazoa, Arthropoda, Insecta, Diptera, Culicidae. The transcript is spliced from 16 exons. Gene Ontology annotation, biological process: sodium-independent organic anion transport; transmembrane transport. Gene Ontology annotation, cellular component: plasma membrane. Bases 1430 to 5215 code for a protein of 1261 amino acids. Gene Ontology annotation, molecular function: protein binding. The record is from RefSeq and is a predicted model, not a curated record.
ACAUCGCGUCUUCUGAACAGUGUGGAUUCGAUUGGAUUGUGCAUUCUGUGAGUGGGAGAAUAAUUGAAGGAAAAAAAUAAAGUAAAUGAGAUUGUGAUUACUGUUAUUGUGUGGAUUUAGGUCUUUUUUAUUUUUGCUAACCGUAUCAGCAGUAAUUUCGUAACGAUCAUGGGAAAAGUUCGAAAAAAGUCAACCGAGUGUUACGAAAGUGCGUGAGAUGAAAAGUGCAAGGUGAAAACGGAAGAGCAAGCGAACAACACUGAAAAUGGAUGGAAAAUAGUGCUGUUUCUUUUCUGAAUUUAAUUCUUCCUGCCUGAGUCGGGACGCAAGCGAGCGAACAACAAAAUAACAAACACAACGGGUAAAAUAAUGGCUGGUGGUGGAGCAAUCAGUCGCCGUUUGUGAAACUCCACAGCCGUCGGUGCUGCAACGGAACGUUGAAAUCCACGACAACGACGACGACGUCGACGACUUGAAUUCGUCUGUGUGUAAGUGUUUCUGUUAGCAUUUUUGUGUUACACUAGUGUGUUUAAUGCACUGUGCCCGCGAUCGUAAUAAUCCGGUAAUACGUCACGAUAUUUAUUGGAGCCUACGCUGCUGCUGCUAGCCGAAUGUGAAAGAAGUUGUGCUCUUUGUUGUGAGUUGAUGGAUGCUGGAGGCGAACGAGAGCGUGCAACUACUACAGAUGAGGAUGUUGAUGGAGCAGCAGAAAAUGGUGGAGUGAGACGAGAAGAGACCGAUCGAAAGAGUGGUUCAAAUUUUGUUGUGAAGCUCUCUGUUGGCUCUGAUUCGGUUGCAAUCUUGCAAAGUGCUGCUGCAACGGCUGUUGAUGGUGGCGAUGUUGGUCCGUAGAUGAAGUGUCGAAAGAAGAGCAAAAAUUAAAUCUGAAGAAAAAUAAGUGAGGCAAUAGAGAGGCUCCGGGCUGAAAAGAAUAGUUUUGGAAAAGUUGGUUGAAGCUGCGAAGAGUAAGGGAGAGAGUGCGAGGGAGGAAAACUUGUGGUGGAAAAGAUUGUGGAAGCAAGAAUUUAGUUGGUGCCCUGAUUGAGGGAAUGUGUUAGAGCUGAGUCAAGCAGCAAGGAACAAAACUUGUAGCAACUCUGUCGGGGACUUAUUUUCGACUGAUGAAAAGGUGUUUGAAAUAUUGCACCAGCUCCCUUCAGCAACAAAGUUAAAGAACAACUCCUCCUGGUCUGGUCUGGAUCUGGUGCCACUGACAUCCAGCCCGCAAAGAAUGUUGGAAUUGGUGCAACGACAUUUGAAGAGUAACUCCAACAAGCAGAUUCAUACGGGUAACAGCUGCAGCCGUCACCACACGGUGUCUAUCAACAAAUAGUGACGGUUGGGGGGUGGAGAAAAGCGAAGCACAUAUAGGUACAGGAUCUGAAUCGUGAACGCUGACGGUGACUGUGUAUCGCUAGAAAAUUACCAAAUGAAGAUGACAACCUCCAGUUCGGCAAACGACGGGGCCGGAGGCACGUCAAACAACAAUGCACAUCGGAAGGGACAUCGGCGAAACGAAUCCAUGUACGCGAUGACCGGUCUGUACGCGGAGGCCCAAACCGACGACAGCAGUGCGGACAUCCCGCAGGACACCGAAUCGGAAUCGUUGCCGACCUCGGUGAACACUGCCACCACGGAUACGGUGAUCAAGUGCCACAGCCGACAGCCCUCGAACAGUGUCAUGAUGAUGGAGAAGCCUCUGUCCAACGACCUGCUGGUCAACGAAGACUACUCGCGAGACUGCGGCAUUCUGACCUGUCGACCGGUGGCUAUUCAGAAGUUUGCCAGAAUAAAGGUGUUUGUGCUGUUGUUGUCCAUAUUGGUUACCCUGCAGCAAGCACUCAGUUCCGGGUACAUCAACUCGGUGAUCACGACCAUCGAGAAGCGAUUUGAGAUCCCAUCGAGCCUAUCCGGAUUGGUGGCUUCGAGCUACGAGAUUGGAAAUGUAAUCACAGUUAUCUUUGUUAGCUAUCUGGGCAGCCGGCGGCACAUUCCGGUGUGGAUCGGAAUCGGUGCCGUGAUAAUGGGCAUCGGUUCGCUGGUAUUUAUGAUACCGCACUUUACGGGGGAGCCCAAUCCGGGCAUUCUGAUUGACAAUAAAACCGCGGACAACAUCUGCCGGUUGGUGUCGGUGCGGGAGCAGGACAUGGGACUGGGUCGGUUGUCCAAUAGCCUCUCGAAUCAACCGCUCACGACGCACAACUUGAGAGGUGACAACUGUCUCAAGGGUAAAGCAUCCACGUUCGGGCCGGUGAUUCUGUUCGUGAUAGCGCAGAUUCUGCUCGGUGGAGGAGGGAGCCCCCUAUUCACGCUGGGCACCACGUACGUUGACGAUCACGUGCGGAAAGAAAGCUCCUCGAUGUAUAUAGGUGCAAUGUACAGUAUGGCUGCCUUUGGCCCGGUGCUGGGUUUCCUACUGGGAGCGUAUCUGCUGUCGUUCCACAUGGAUUCCUUCUCCGGCAGUGAUAUCAAUAUUGAUCAAGACGACCGCCGAUGGGUGGGAAUGUGGUGGGGUGGAUUCCUCGUGUGCGGUAUCCUUUUGAUACUGGUGGCCAUCCCGUUUUUCUCAUUUCCCAAGGUCCUCACCAGGGAAAAGAAGAAAAUCCGAAUUGCCGAACAGAAGCUGCCCCAGUUGCAGCAAUUAUCGGCAAACAAUUCCAGCAGCCUGACCCGGCCACCGCCCGCACAAAAUCAAUCACAGUCACAUCAACUGCAGCAGCAACAACAGCAGCAGCAACAGCAGCAGCAGCAGCAUACAAUGGGCGGCGAAAGUUGCGGCGGUGGCCAAUCGGGGCCGGGUGGAAAAUCAAACGAGGAUACCGGAUAUGGAAAGGAUAUUAAGGACAUCCCCCUGUCAAUGUGGCGUCUCGUGACCAAUCCGGUGUACAUCGUUACCUGUCUGGGAGCGUGCAUGGAGCUGAUGAUUGUUUCCGGCUUCGUCGUGUUCCUGCCAAAGUACCUCGAGACGCAGUUCAGUCUCGGGAAAAGCCAAGCCAGUGUCUUCACCGGAUCGAUUGCCGUUCCCGGCGCAUGCAUCGGGAUCUUCAUCGGCGGUUGCAUCCUGAAACGGUUCCAGCUGAAACCGAAGGGGGCGGUCCAGUUCGUUCUGAUUUCCAACGUGGUCUGCCUUUCGUGCUACGGGUUGUUGUUCUUUCUGGGAUGUGAAAAUCUCAAAAUGGCCGGAACUACCAUUCCGUACUACAACAGUUCGCCGGCACACAGCGUGGAACCGUUCCAGGUUAAUCUAACCGCAGCGUGCAAUUUCGGCUGCGAGUGCCACAUGUACGAUGUGGAACCGGUUUGCGGCAACAACGGACUGACCUACUUCAGUCCGUGUCAUGCCGGCUGUACGGCGUUCUCUUCCAGUUCCAACUAUACCAAUUGUGCUUGCGUUCAAGCGAACGUAACCAACGUGUACACCGGUGCCGAGGGAGCUCAGGCGCAAGCUCUGAACGCCCACGAAAACUUUGCCGAAGUAACCGUAGUUCCUGUGGCCACUGCCGGCGUCUGCAACAAGCCCUGCCGGACGAUCUACCCGUUCCUGAUACUGUUGUUCUUCAUGACGUUCGUCGUUGCUUCCACGCAGAUGCCUCUGUUGAUGAUAGUUUUAAGAUCGGUUUCGGAGGAGGAGCGCUCGUUCGCCCUCGGAAUGCAGUUUGUGAUAUUCCGCCUGUUCGGUUACAUUCCGGCACCCAUUGUGUUCGGCAAUCUGAUCGACUCGUCCUGUUUGCUGUGGAAGUCCACCUGCGGGGAGAAGGGCGGCCGUUGUCUGAUUUACGACAUCGAAAAGUUCCGCUACAAAUAUGUGGGCCUUUGUGCGAGUAUAAAGAUUAUUGCGCUGGCGAUAUUCAUGAUCGACUGGUGGUUGGUGCGCCGGCGGAAGAAUUUGGACAAAUUGAACCCACUGUCGGCCAACGAGUUGGUGGGAUCGAUUAUCAGUUUGGAUAAGCUGUUCGAAGAGAAGGCCAAUCUAGACGGCCAAGCGGUUCCGUUCAGUGGGGAAUGUAUAUCAGGUGAUUCGAUUGGAGAUAACAACAGCAAACGGGUUCUGAUUGCCAGCCGACAUCUACGCAAUGAUUCCAAGUCUAUUCAGUUGGAGUACAGGUACGAUGACGGCCCAGCGCAGCACUACCACCGGCCCCGGAAGCACAUCCGCAGCAAUUCCUGCGACAUCAAGAUCCAACGGUCCAACUCGGCCACCAAUCGGGAAACGGACUUCCACGAUUGGAAGCUGAAGCGCUUCAUGCGGCACCAUACGCGGAACAACUCCCGGGAUCUGGAUCAGGAACACUGCUGCCGGCAGCAACAGAACGCCACUUCCCACCUGGGUCGUUGGAUCGCCCUGCACAACAGCAGCAACGAGCAGCAACCUCCGACGUCCAACAUCCGGUACAUCCUGAAUCACCUCAAGAACAACAACGUAGACGGCCAUAGCAAGCUGAACUACAGCAACAGCUGCAGCGGUGGUGCGCCUUGCUCGGGUCCGAAGAAGAAACGUCACACGAGGAACUACUCCUAUGGGCAGGAAUUCACCUUCCUGCCGAACAAUGUCAUCAUCCGGCUGGACAAUGACAUUGCGAAUAAGUUCCUAGCGAACAACGGAGGCGGAACCAGUUCCAGCAGGAAGAGUUCCUUCUCGCACGAUGGCAAUCUGUUGAAGAACGUGAACAAACUGAACAACUGCUCCGGCGCUGCAGCUGGCGUGGGAGCCGUGAGCGAUCUGACCGAAGAGCUGGAAUCAAAGUACGCGAAGGGAUCGUCCCAUAGCUAUGGGCACUCGAGAAACAACUCCAAAGACUUGAACCUCCUGAACGCGGGUUUGGGGGAGACCAGCGGCGUCGUUGGCAGUAGCGGGAUCCUAGGGGGAAUCAAAGCCCUGAUCGAAGACUCCAACAGCAUCCUGAGGCAUCGGCGAACGAACUCGAAGGAUCUGAAGUACAGCGGCUACCAGCCGUGCGAGCCAAUCAGCAGUGCUAGCAGUUGUAGCGUAAGUAGUAGUAAUAUUAGGAAAUUGUCCGCAAGCGGAGACGGUGACCGCCAUCAUCAUCAGUUGGGUCACCAUUUGGGACAGGUGGUAACGGCGGCGACGACGGCAACGGCGACGGCGGCCCCAGCUACUGGUCAGACGGAGUCGCUACAACUGUUGCUGGACAAGUCAUCGAAUCUGCUGGAGGAAAGCCGCCAGGAAGCCGGUCCUACGUCGACGAACGUUUAGCCGGCUGGUCGGAUGGUGGUGAUUCCAGAAGACGACGGAUGCCGUCAUGCCAUACGCAAUUUCCGUUUCCUCCUGAAGAUUUUAUUUUAGCAGCCGUUUCCUGCUUUCGAAAGAGCUGUGUUUCUCUGCAACAAUCAAACAACAUCAUUCCCCGUGAGCGCGCGUCCCGGUGAUUUAUUUUGUUUUGGUUUCCUCCGUAUAUUUACCUAAGUUUGGUUUUUUUAAUAAAAUAAUUUUGGAAAAAAAAUAACACGCAAAGAAAGGUUUCACAAGUCGGUAGGAACGUUCUGCUCCUCGGCGGACGGGGUAAACAGUAGAGUAAUUACGUAUUUAGAACCAAUAGGAAUCCGAGACUGCAUUUUUUCUGUGUUAAGAGCAUUUUUGGUAGUUUGGCGACAGGCAGGAAUGAUAUUUUUUUGUUUGUAUUUCGAUUCGAAGUUAUUAGAUAGGAAGCAGCGAUAUUUGGAGAUGGAAGGCGUUUGAAAUCUUCUAGAGCAGAAGUUUUAGUGCAGUCGUGUAUGCUUUUUAAGAGGUUGCAGCUCCGUAACGUUACGGGAUGUAAGAUCUACCACCGAUUCCUAGUCUUGACUACUUCAAACUAGGUGAUCAGGAUUUUUCAGUUUUCAAAGGAACAAAUUUUAAUCCUUGUUACUUUUUAUGUUUUGUGAAAAGUGAUAUGUCUUCGAAUUGCCUGGACCGAGGAUAAUCUUGGAACAAGGAAAAUGGAGUUAGUCUUCAUCUAUGUGAUUCCUAAUCUUCUAUUCGUUGUUUCCUAGUUUGAAGUGGUUGAAACUAGGGUUCUGAUCACAGAACAGAAGGGGAAGUGUAAACAAAUAUCAAAAAGUGGUACGAUUUCCUGCUCAACAAACGAUGCGUUGUGGAGGUGUUCUACACGGAUUUUCUAUGCGCACUCACACUAUUAUAGAGAUUAGUGAC